AUGGCCGCAGCUGAACACACGGACGGCGACGACUUGGCGCAGCGCCGAAGCAACGAACAGCACCAGGACCAGCACCAGCAGUACGGCUACGACAGGCCGCCCAUGGGGUCAUCGUCCAGCGAUCGAGGCGGCGACGACCUAUCGUGGAAGAAGGGCGGCCACGUACGGCUCGGGAGCACCGACCCGGCGCUGAGCCCCACGAAGAGCGACGACACCACCACCAUCAUGAUGAAGCCCGACUCGGUGCGCGAUGUCGAGCUCGACGACCGCACCGGCGCCGGUGCCCGCACGCGAUCCGCAGACGACUACCCACACUUCGGUGUCGAUGCGCUCAUCCACGAGGGACGGCCCCGUGCAGACGGCACCGGUGUCACAUAUAAAGUCUAUAAGCGACGGUGGUUUGGUCUCGUGCAGCUCACGUUGCUGAAUAUCAUUGUCAGCUGGGAUUGGUUGACAUUUGCGCCUGUUGCGUCGAGCUCUGCCGAGUAUUUCAACACGAGCGAGUCCAUUGUGAACUGGCUGAGCACAGCCUUCAUGUUCUCAUUUUGCGCCGCCACUCCAGUAGUCAUCUACGUGCUCCAUUGGGGUCCUCGCCCGUCAAUUGUGACCGCGGCAGUUCUCGUUCUCAUCGGUAAUUGGGUCCGGUAUGGAGGUACUCGUGGGGGCACGAACGGUACCUAUGGCGUGGUCAUGUUCGGCCAGAUCUUGACGGGGCUGGCGCAACCGUUCGUGCUGGCUGCCCCGACGCGAUACUCUGAUCUGUGGUUCACAAACCGCGGGCGUGUGGCCGCUACGGCUCUUAUGAGUCUUGCCAACCCCUUUGGCGCAGCUCUUGGCCAGUUGAUUGUCCCCUUCUGGGUAACCAAGGCCAGUGAGGUUCCCAAUGGCGUCCUCUAUGUUUCCAUCAUUUCCUCUAUCUGCGCUAUCCCCUCAUUUUUUAUCCCAGCAAAACCACCAACCCCAGCCGCCCCUUCCAGCGAGACGCCAAAGAUGAGCCUCCAUGCUUCAGUCAAGGUGCUCACAGGCUCCCUCGAGUUCUGGCUCAUCUUCAUCCCUUUUGCCGUAUACGUCGGCUUCUUCAACUCCAUCACCUCUCUCCUUAACCAAUUUAUGGAGCCUUACGGCUUCAAUGACACCGACUCCGGUAUCGCAGGUGCGCUCUUGAUCGUUGUCGGCCUCGUGGCCUCAGCCAUCACAUCACCCAUCCUCGACCGCACCAAAGCAUUCUUGCUCGCAAUCAAGAUCGCCGUGCCCAUCAUCGCUAUCACCUAUCUCAUCUUCAUCUGGAUGCCAGGGACCCGCGACAUCGCAGGCCCCUACGUAGUGCUCUCCAUUCUCGGCGCUGCCUCAUUCGCUCUCGUCCCCGUGGCCGUCGAGUACCUCGUCGAGCUGACCCAUCCCGUCAGUCCUGAGGUGACCUCCACGCUGGGCUGGGGCGGCGGACAGCUCCUCGGCGGCAUCUUCAUCGUCGUCUCAGACGCCCUGCGCUCCGGGGAGGAUGCGAACCCGCCCAAGAACAUGCACAAGGCGCUCAUCUUCCAGGCCGUCGUCGCCCUGGCCAUCAUGCCGUUGCCGAUGUUCCUCGGCUUGUUUGGCAGGAAAGACAAGGUCCGGCUCAGGAGAGUCCGGUCGGAUGACCUGGUCCUAGGGCCGGGGGCGGCAGCGGCAGCGUGA
Phaeoacremonium minimum UCRPA7 is the source of this 1674-nucleotide messenger RNA. Its product is annotated as putative major facilitator superfamily transporter protein. NCBI's taxonomy places the organism in Eukaryota, Fungi, Ascomycota, Sordariomycetes, Togniniales, Togniniaceae. Bases 1 to 1674 code for a protein of 557 amino acids. The transcript is spliced from 3 exons. Gene Ontology annotation, cellular component: membrane. Gene Ontology annotation, molecular function: transmembrane transporter activity. The record is from RefSeq and is a predicted model, not a curated record. Gene Ontology annotation, biological process: transmembrane transport.